UGGAGAAUUGGGCUGCUGAGCUCAUGGCAAAGGCUUCCAGCAGGGUGGGGGUGGAUACCAGGCCUAUAAAGACCCUGCCAACCUGUGGCCAGCACAGCCUUGCUAGGACUGCACCAUGGCCAGCUCCGAGGCCUUGCAGAGGGCCACAGCACUCAUUGAGCAGCGGCUGGCGCAGGAAGAGAAUGAGCAGAAACUCCAAGCCCCUCCCGGGCAGAAGAUGUCCAUGGAUGCACUGGUGCUGGAGGAUGAGAAGCACCACGGGGCUCAGAGCCUGGCCCUGCAGAAAGUGAAGAGCCAGGAACGUGUCCGGAAGACCUCUCGUGACCUUCGGCAAGAGAUCAUAGAUGUGGGUGGGAUCCAGAACCUCAUUGAGCUGCGGAAAAAACGGAAGCAGAAGAAGCGGGAAGCCCUGGCCGCCCAGGAACCUCCUCCGGAGCCCCAGGAGAUCACUGGCCCUGUAGAUGAUGAGACCUUCCUGAAAGCUGCAGUGGAGGGCAAAAUGAAGGUCAUUGACAAGUUCCUGGCCGAUGGGGGUCCUGUGGACACCUGUGAUCAGUUUCACCGGACUGCACUGCACCGAGCAUCUCUGGAGGGCCAUAUGGACAUCCUGGAGAAGCUUCUGGAAAGUGGGGCCACUGUGGAUUUCCAGGAUCGGCUGGACUGCACAGCCAUGCACUGGGCCUGCCGUGGGGGCCACUUAGAGGUGGUGAAGCUCCUGCAAAGUCGAGGAGCGGACACCAGUGUGAGGGAUAAGCUGCUGAGUACCCCUCUGCACGUAGCAGUCAGGACAGGACACGUGGAAAUUGUGGAGCAUUUUCUGUCCCUGGGUCUGGACACCAAUGCCAAGGACAGAGAAGGGGACAGUGCCCUGCACGAUGCUGUGAGGCUCAAUCGCUACAAGAUCAUCAAGCUGCUGCUCCUGCAUGGGGCUGACAUGAUGGCCAAGAACCUGGCAGGGAAGACCCCUGCAGACCUGGUGCAGCUGUGGCAGUCGGACACCCGACAAGCUCUGGAGCACCCUGAGCCGGGGUCAGAGCAGAAUGGGCUGGAGGGGCAUGUGGAGAAUGGGCAGGAGCCCCCUCAGCCUGUGCCAGUCCAGUAAACACCUGCUCCCCCCAGCUGGCUAGCCAGAGUCUCACUCCCAGAGCUGAGCCCCAGCAAUCCUCCAGGGAUGAGCUGGGAGCACUCACAUGCCACUGCAAUAAAACAAGUUUGGUUUGUUUUUUGCUA
This is a messenger RNA of Erinaceus europaeus (western European hedgehog), 1230 nucleotides long. It is a transcript of the gene ANKRD2, whose product is annotated as ankyrin repeat domain 2. NCBI's taxonomy places the organism in Eukaryota, Metazoa, Chordata, Mammalia, Eulipotyphla, Erinaceidae. The coding region runs from base 116 to 1102 and encodes 328 amino acids. The record is from RefSeq and is a predicted model, not a curated record. The transcript is spliced from 9 exons. Gene Ontology annotation, biological process: regulation of transcription by RNA polymerase II. Gene Ontology annotation, cellular component: nucleus. Gene Ontology annotation, molecular function: RNA polymerase II-specific DNA-binding transcription factor binding.